Messenger RNA from Exophiala bonariae, 2544 nucleotides. RefSeq lists its product as uncharacterized. The record is from RefSeq and is a predicted model, not a curated record. Lineage: Eukaryota; Fungi; Ascomycota; Eurotiomycetes; Chaetothyriales; Herpotrichiellaceae. The coding region runs from base 1 to 2544 and encodes 847 amino acids. Gene Ontology annotation, cellular component: extracellular region. The transcript has a single exon. Gene Ontology annotation, biological process: xylan catabolic process. Gene Ontology annotation, molecular function: alpha-glucuronidase activity.
AUGACGGUCAUUUGGCAACUGGGAGCUCUCCUUUCCUUGCUCAGCCUUGCUUCUGCCGAGACUGGGCACGCCGCUUGGCUGCGCUACGCACCACUCCCGGCAUCGGUUGCUAGACAAUAUUCCGCGCCUUCGACGGUUGUUGCUCUGAAUAUUUCAGAGGUUGAUCCUGUGUACACAGCAGGUCAGGAGUUGCAAAAGGGCAUCCAAGGCAUAUUCGGUGGGAAGGUCACCGUCGCGAACACGAAUAUCAGUUUGUCAUCUCCAGCCAUAAUAGUCAGCACGUUGGGUCAGUAUGUCAAGGCCUAUGGUAGUGAGACUGCGGGCCACGUUCCAGAGUUGACAGAUGAUGCAUUCUGGCUUGACACGACUGGCGAUACCGUGCAAAUCCUUGGCCAAAAUGGACGUGCUGCACUUUAUGGUGCCUUCGAAUACCUCUCUCUCAUUGCUCAAGGCAAUUUCUCAAAGGUGGCUUAUGCGACCGCGCCUGAUGCACCCAUUCGAUGGGUCAACCAGUGGGACAAUAUGGAUGGACACAUUGAGCGUGGUUAUGGCGGUGACUCAAUCGUGUUCUCCAAUGGAACCAUCAAGAACGACUUGCAGCGUGUAAUUGACUACGGGCGACUGUUGGCUUCCAUCCGUAUCAACGGAAUCAUCAUCAACAAUGUAAAUGCUAAUGCCACGCUCCUCAAUCCAAAAGGAGUCGAUGGCAUUGGGAGAGUCGCAGAUGCUCUCAGGCCAUACGGAAUUCAGGUCGGAAUCUCUCUCAAUUUCGCUUCACCAAGUGCGAAUCUAGUCUACGGGAAUCUAACAACGUUUGAUCCACUGAACCAGACAGUCAUCGACUGGUGGACCAACGUGACCGAUACGAUUUACGAUCGCGUACCGGACUUUGCGGGCUACUUGGUCAAAGCCAACUCAGAAGGCCAACCGGGGCCCCUUACCUACAAUCGUACACUUGCAGAGGGGGCCAACAUGUUCGCAUCGGCACUCAAACCACACGGUGGAAUCCUCAUGUUCCGAGCAUUCGUCUAUGAUAACCAUAUCAACGAGACAAAUUGGAAAGCUGACCGGGCAAAUGCUGCUGUCGACUUCUUCAGAGAUCUGGAUGGCGUGUUCGAUGACAAUGUGGUGGUCCAGGUCAAGUAUGGCCCCAUUGAUUUUCAAGUCCGCGAACCGCCAUCACCCUUAUUUGCUCAUCUUCGCCAGACUGGUGCGGCAAUUGAGCUCCAGAUUACUCAGGAAUAUCUUGGACAGCAGUGUCACCUUUUCUAUCUCCCACCUUUGUGGCAUUCGAUCCUAGAUUUCGACCUUAGAUCCGACAACAAAUCAACAUUGGUGAGCGAUGUGGUCUCUGGCAAGCGCUUUAAUAGGACUCUUGGCGGAUAUGCUGGUGUGGUGAAUGUUGGAGUCAAUGAUACAUGGCUAGGCAGCCAUCUCUCGAUGUCGAAUCUCUAUGCAUUCGGUCGACUCGCUUGGGACCCACACGGAGAUUCGGAAACGAUCUUGCAAGAUUGGACUCGGCUUACCUUCAGCUCGGACCCUGCUGUCAUUGAGACAAUCACUGACUUAUCUCUUGAGUCGUGGCCGACUUAUGAGAGUUACACUGGCAAUCUUGGAAUUCAGACCCUGACCGACAUUCUGUACACGCACUUCGGCCCGAAUCCAGCCUCUCAGGACAAUAACGGGUGGGGACAGUGGACGCGUGCCGAUGCUGACUCGAUAGGUAUGGACCGUACCGUAUCUAAUGGCACAGGAUUUUCAGGCCAGUAUCCGCCUGAAGUUGCAGAAGUGUUCGAGGACAUCUCAACUACUCCGGACAACCUCUUGCUCUGGUUCCACCAUGUCAAUUACACGACAAAGCUCAAGUCUUCUGGGAAGACCGUAAUCCAGCACUUCUACGAUGCUCACUACGCAGGCGCAGAGAAUGCACAGACAUUCGCCACAAGGUGGGAACGACUGAAGGGCAAGAUCGAUGACCAGCGAUAUAAUGAAACACUCUUCCGUCUGAGAUAUCAAGCCGGCCAUUCCAUCGUGUGGCGCGACGCCAUCAACGAAUUCUAUCACAAUAUGUCUGGUAUCGCCGAUGAAGCGAAGCGAGUGGGUAGCCACCCUUGGCGAAUUGAAGCAGAAAGCUUCGAUCUUGAUGGAUACGACGUGUAUCAGGUACAUCCAUUCCACACAGCAUCAAACUUUACCGGCAUCGUGACCUCUUCAAACACAACCGCUGGGACCGCCACGACCACCGUUCCCUUCGAAUCUGGCACUUACGAUAUCGCCGUUGGAUAUUGGGAUAUGUUCAACGGGACAUCAAAGUGGGUGUUGAGUCUGAAUAACAAAACCAUUGGAUCGUGGCUCGGUGACAAUGAGAAAUACCUUGGGCAUGAGCCUUCACGGUAUCUUGACGGCCAUUCUGCAACCAGGGUGACAUUCCACAACAUCACCGUCGAAAAGGGAGACACGGUCAAAAUCGUAGGAACUCCUGGAGGCAUAGAACCUGCUCCAUUGGACUAUGUUGCUUUCCUACCUGAAGGAGUCAUUGAUUAG